UCACUUUCUACUUGUUUUACGACAACAGCUCAGUUUUUUGUCCAGACAAAACUGACUCAUACUGAUGACGGUUAAUGUUUAACAUUUGUAAUAUUUCACUUUUUGUGCCAACAUGAGUUGAGCUCUGCUAACUAAACAUCUCUGCAUGCAGGUUUCAUGACUAAAUUUGUGUCUGUGGUUUAUUCUAAAUGUUCAUACUGAUGUUGUUUAACGGGAUUUUAACUCAUGCAUUUCUAUAGCAGCUCUGUGGUAGACCUGUCCCAGUGUGCCCAGUCAGAGUUCUCCCAGUUCCUGCAUAUCUGCUAUUAUAAUUUAUAUAGUGACAGUUUAUGUUGAAGAUGAUGAACGUUUCACAGGUGUCAUAUUUCACUCUCAGUGCCUACUUUGAUAUUGGCCUGUUUAGGUAUGUAGUUUUCAUUUUCCUCAUGUGUGUUUACAUCUUCAUCAUAUCGUCUAAUGUGUUGCUAAUUGCGGUGAUCUUUGUGAACAGGAGCUUACACAAACCUAUGUACAUGUUUCUGUGCAGCCUGUUUGUGAAUGAACUUUAUGGUAGCACAUCAUUGUUUCCUUUCCUGUUGGUUCAGAUCCUCUCUGAUGUUCACACUGUUUCUGUUCCUCUCUGCUUCCUUCAGAUCUUCUUUCUCUACAUGUAUGUAAACGUAGAGUUUUAUAACUUGGCGGUCAUGUCUUAUGACAGAUAUCUGGCCAUCUGUCACCCUCUGCAUUACAACACACAGAUGUCCUUAAACAAGGUUGUCAGGCUGACUGCAUUACUGUGGGGUCUCUCUGUUGUUGUUAUUGUUUUAAUGAUAACCUUUAAUGUCUCCUCUGAACUGUGUGGAACCACUAUUGACAGAGUUUUCUGCGCCAACUAUUAUGUUGUGAAGUUGUCCUGCAACAGUGCAACAGUCAGUAACAUCUACGGACUGGUCUACACUUUCUCUGUGCUCUUUAGUCUGGCGGCGUUGAUUUUCUACACAUAUUUUAAGAUCCUGCAGGUGUGUUUUUCUGGAUCCAAGGAGACCCGACAGAAAGCUGUCAGCACCUGCACUCCUCACCUGGUUUCCCUGCUGAACUUCUCUUUCGGCUCUUUCUUUGCUGUAUUACAGAGCAGGUUUGAAAUGACCAGAGUUCCCAAUGUAAUACGUAUUAUUUUAUCUUUAUACUUCAUCACCUGUCAGCCACUUCUAAAUCCCCUCCUGUAUGGACUUAAACUAAGUAAGAUCCAAAUCAUCUGUAAAACUCUUUUCUAUAGUCAGAAAUAA
This is a messenger RNA of Girardinichthys multiradiatus, 1265 nucleotides long. RefSeq names its product olfactory receptor 10J5-like. Gene Ontology annotation, biological process: G protein-coupled receptor signaling pathway. Gene Ontology annotation, cellular component: membrane. The record is from RefSeq and is a predicted model, not a curated record. The transcript has a single exon. NCBI's taxonomy places the organism in Eukaryota, Metazoa, Chordata, Actinopteri, Cyprinodontiformes, Goodeidae. Gene Ontology annotation, molecular function: G protein-coupled receptor activity; olfactory receptor activity. The coding region runs from base 330 to 1265 and encodes 311 amino acids.